CAGAUAAAUUUUCAUUGAUUCAUUCACAUAGUACGAUGAGUUGUAUCAGUAAAAAAAAGAAUAAAACUGAAUGACAAUACAUCUGAUUGCAUCAAAUGAAACGUGGCAAUGGAUUACUGACCUACCCAAUUGUGUCAUUUGCUUCACUUCCUUAUCGUAACAUUGAUGUUUCAGCAGUCAGCUAGUAGUGAUAAAGAUAAUCACUUUCCGUCUUCAAAAAUAACUGCAUCAAUUGCACCAAUUCGUCAACCUUCUCCAACAACGCUCUCAUCUCAUCCUCUCCCACAGGAUUCACCACAAAACUUCAAUAACAAACAUCCUCAACCAGGUGACGAUAUAUUUAUGAUGAGCGCGAAAGAAGCUCGUUCGAUGCUAGCGCAUCGUAAGAAGGAUCCAAGACGUGAUAGGCAAAUGACACUUGAUGAGAAAUACAGACUCAUAACGAAUAUGUGAUGGCUGAUUGAAAGCCAAUUAAUGCGUCCAAUGUGAUAAUUCAAAUAUGUCGAGUAUUGUCGAUGUAAAACCUCAUCUUUUGCUUCAUAUUAGCUCAGCCGUCGCAUUGUUCAGUCUAUAAUAUAAUAUAUCAUAAAAUAUAAUAUAACAUAAUAUAAUACUGUUUCUACGUAUUU
Anisakis simplex (herring worm) is the source of this 629-nucleotide messenger RNA. The record is from the annotation of a GenBank genome assembly. NCBI's taxonomy places the organism in Eukaryota, Metazoa, Nematoda, Chromadorea, Rhabditida, Anisakidae.